Messenger RNA from Fulmarus glacialis (Northern fulmar), 1644 nucleotides. RefSeq names its product chloride channel accessory 4 (gene CLCA4). Lineage: Eukaryota; Metazoa; Chordata; Aves; Procellariiformes; Procellariidae. Gene Ontology annotation, molecular function: intracellularly calcium-gated chloride channel activity. The record is from RefSeq and is a predicted model, not a curated record. The transcript has 10 exons.
AUGGCGAUAUCUGCAGCUGGCCGUCAUGUUGGCGGCUGUGCAAUGGGAGGGAAGCGAAUGACCCCUGGUUACUGUCACAAUGAGAUAAGACAUGCUUGGGACUCUACAUACUCGGAUGAGAAGAAUCAAACCAUCCCAGGCUGCUGUAACAAGAAGAUAAGAUGCAAACAAGUAACGGGGGUCUUUAGGAGUUUGAUGUUUCUGCUGUCUUUUCAGCUCCUGCAUGUGGCAAAAGGUUCUAUGGUAUGGCUAAAUAAGAAUGGCUAUGAGGAUUUGGUUGUUGCAAUUAAUCCCCAGGUGCCAGAAGAUGCCAACAUCAUCCUGAACAUAACGAACAUGAUUAAAAAUGCUUCUAAUUACUUGUUUGAAAUGACAAAACAUCGAUUUUUCUUCAAGCCUGUAAAAAUUGUAAUUCCUAAAACGUGGAAGAAAAACACCAACUAUUCAAGAUUAAAAAUGGAAUCAUAUGAUAAGGCAGAUGUCAUCAUGGCAGACCCUUACAUGAAACAUGUAGAUGAUCCUUACACCUUACAGUAUGGAGGAUGUAAGGAGAAAGGACGGUACAUCCAUUUCACACCUAACUUCCUGUUAAAUGACAAUUUGACUAAUGUUUAUGGAGAAAAAGGUCAAGUUUUUGUCCACUCUCACUAUCGGUGGGGGGUAUAUAGUAGCGAUGUGCCUUUUUAUGUGUCUAGAAAUUCUAAAGAAGCAAGUAUUGAAGCAACAAGCUGCCCAGCUGGUGUGACUGGUAUACCUGUUUUCCAAGACUGCAGUGGAGACAAGUGUGAGCCAAGAAGCUGUAGAUAUGAUGGUCAGAUAUAUGAAAAAGGAUGUAUAUUUAUUCCAGAUAUAUGACAAAAUAUCUCUUGUUCUGUUAUGUAUUUGCAAUACAUACCGUCUGUGGUUGAAUUUUGUGAUAAAAACACUCACAACAGUGAGGCUCCAAAUAUGCAGAAUAAGAUAUGCAAACACAAAAGCACGUGGGAAGUAAUUAGGGAAUCUGAUGACUUUCGCAACUCAGCUAUUGUAAAUGCUUCUGCACCCCACUCUGAGACUACCUUCAGGCUACUGCACACCCAAGACAGAGCAGUUGCUUUAGUACUGGAUGUUUCUGGGAGCAUGUCAAUGCACGACCGCAUCAGACAUCUCCGUAAUGCUGCAGAGGUAUUUCUGCUCAAUAUUAUUGAAAUCGGUUCCUGUGUUGGAAUUGUCACAUUUGACUCUCACGCAUCUGAAAAAGCUCCUUUGCAACAAAUAACCAAUGACACAGCACGCCAAAAACUUGUUCCAUGUUUGCCUGUAAUUGCUAGUGGACAAACCAGUAUCUGUGCAGGCGUACGUAAAGGACUUAAGUUAACUGCAGAUAAAAUAAAUAGUACAUAUGGUUCAGAAAUUGUGUUAGUGACAGAUGGAGAGGACUCAGGUAUAGCAGCUUGCCUUGAUUUGGUAAAACAAAGUGGGGCAAAAAUUCACACCAUUGCACUGGGGCCAUUGGCAGCCAAAGAACUAGAAGAAUUUUCAAAACUAACAGGAGGUUUAAAGCUUUAUGCUGUAGAUGAAGCCAUCCCCAGUAAAUUAACUGAGACAUUCAGUGCAAUUACAUCAGGAAAUGGAGAUAUUUCUGAACAAUCUAUUCAUGUCUGA